Molecule: messenger RNA, 2066 nt
Organism: Ochotona curzoniae (black-lipped pika)
Lineage: Eukaryota; Metazoa; Chordata; Mammalia; Lagomorpha; Ochotonidae
Product: phosphatidylinositol 3-kinase regulatory subunit gamma
Exons: 10
Coding region: 430-1815 (461 amino acids)
Biological process (GO): phosphatidylinositol phosphate biosynthetic process; insulin receptor signaling pathway
Cellular component (GO): phosphatidylinositol 3-kinase complex
Molecular function (GO): 1-phosphatidylinositol-3-kinase regulator activity
Source: RefSeq, a predicted model, not a curated record
UUUCUCCCAGCGCGUUUUUUUUUUUUUCCUUCCCUCUCUAGUCUUCUGUCCGAAGGACCACAAAAGUGGCUUCCGCGGAAAGAUUCAGAGGUGGCAGGAGAUUUUUCUUUGGAGAUACGACUGAGUGAAAAGAUUUUGGGGAAGCCGUUUUUAAACACCCCGACCCUCGAGCCUCUCUCUGUGUAUCCUCUGAGGAGAGAAAAAAAAAAAAAAAACCAACAAAAAACCGUAGCUUGAAAGUUCGAGAGGCAUUUCGCCGGGUGCUGUGAGAGGAGAGAGGGAGUUGGCUGGACUUGUACCGGUCGUUGGAAGCCCCGAGGUCCAUUUCCGUGUGGAACUUUUACAGAUAUAUAUUUUUAGAUUUUUAAAAUAUCAGAUAAAAAUAUAUGCUUUCUAUAUAUUUUCUGACGACCUGCCCCUGACAGCGCGAUGUACAAUACGGUGUGGAGUAUGGACCGCGAUGACGCAGACUGGAGGGAGGUGAUGAUGCCCUAUUCGACAGAACUGAUAUUUUAUAUUGAGAUGGAUCCUCCAGCUCUUCCACCAAAGCCACCUAAGCCAAUGACUUCAGCAGUUACAAAUGGAAUGAAGGACAGUUCUGUUUCUCUUCAGGAUGCAGAAUGGUACUGGGGGGAUAUUUCAAGAGAGGAAGUAAAUGACAAAUUACGAGACAUGCCAGAUGGUACCUUCUUGGUCCGAGAUGCCUCAACCAAGAUGCAGGGGGAUUAUACUUUGACUUUGCGGAAGGGAGGCAAUAAUAAGUUGAUAAAGAUCUAUCAUCGGGAUGGUAAAUAUGGCUUUUCUGAUCCUCUGACAUUUAAUUCUGUUGUGGAGCUCAUUAACCACUAUCAUCAUGAAUCUCUUGCUCAGUACAAUCCCAAACUUGAUGUGAAGCUAAUGUACCCAGUGUCCAGAUACCAGCAGGAUCAGCUGGUAAAAGAAGAUAACAUUGAUGCCGUAGGCAAAAAACUACAAGAGUACCACUUCCAGUAUCAGGAAAAAAGUAAAGAAUAUGAUAGAUUAUAUGAAGAGUAUACCAGAACAUCCCAGGAAAUACAGAUGAAAAGGACUGCAAUUGAAGCUUUUAAUGAAACAAUUAAAAUAUUUGAGGAGCAAUGUCAUACACAAGAACAGCACAGCAAAGAAUAUAUUGAACGAUUUCGCAGGGAGGGGAAUGAGAAAGAGAUUGAACGCAUUAUGAUGAAUUAUGACAAACUGAAAUCACGUCUGGGUGAGAUUCAUGAUAGCAAAAUGCGUCUUGAGCAGGAUUUGAAGAAACAAGCUUUGGACAACCGAGAAAUAGAUAAAAAAAUGAAUAGCAUUAAACCUGACCUGAUUCAGCUGCGCAAGAUCCGGGAUCAGCACCUCGUGUGGCUCAGUCACAAAGGAGUGAGGCAGAAGCGCCUGAACGCCUGGCUGGGGAUCAGGAACGAAGACACGGAUGAAACCUAUUUUAUCAAUGAGGAGGAUGAAAACUUGCCGCAUUAUGAUGAGAAAACCUGGUUUGUUGAGGAUAUCAAUAGAGUACAAGCAGAAGACUUGCUUUAUGGGAAACCCGAUGGCGCUUUCCUGAUUCGUGAGAGUAGCAAGAAAGGAUGCUAUGCUUGCUCCGUGGUCGCCGACGGCGAGGUGAAGCACUGUGUGAUCUACAGCACGGCACGCGGCUAUGGCUUCGCGGAGCCCUACAACCUGUACGGCUCGCUCAAGGAGCUGGUGCUGCACUACCAGCAGACGUCCCUGGUGCAGCACAACGACGCCCUCAACGUCAGGCUGGCCUACCCCAUCCACGCACAGAUGCCCUCGCUCUGCAGAUAAAGGGGGCACGGGAGGAGAGGCGGCGCGCGAGCGUGUUUUCUACCGUUUUUAUUCGACUCCAAGGAGGGCAUUCUUUCUACGUAGACUGCUUGUUUUGCACAAGAAGUGAUUCUGUGAAUGUGAAAUGGAGAGGCCGAAUGGCAGCCGGCCAGGAUUGGGGGGCCUCCAGGGCCUGGGGUUUGGGGAGACUCAGCUGAGCUGCUGCACACAUACUCAGCUGGAAGCGGAGGUGGCUUGUGAAAGGUCUGUUU